AUUGUGGUAUAGAGCGUAUUGGCAGCGUCGUCACUUGACCGCGACGAGCUUCCACUAGUCUGUCAGGACUCUUUCAUCCGGCUAUCAUUUUGCUUUUCCGAUCUGCGUGGUUUUGUAUGUUCUGCAGGUCACGCGAACAGACUGAUCAACACGAUCUAUGGGUUAUCCUCGGUAGUGCUUGCAAAAGAAGACCUCUGGCAUCAUCUGAUUUUCGUCCGUGCAUAUGCGGGCCGCUGUGUUUGUUUAUAACAUUUGUAUGAGACCGCCUUUCCACUACAUCAUGAUCUCCUACAUCAAAGGGCUAUUCCUUCUAUCUUCCUUUUUUACCGCACCAUCUUCAGCUUUGGACAAUGGCGUUGGGGUGACACCGGCUAUGGGUUGGAAUCUGUACAACGCGUUUCUCUGCGCUACUGUGGAAGACGAUUAUCGUGCUGCGGCUCAAGCUUUGGUGGAUCUUGGACUGGCAGACGCUGGUUACAAGUACAUGAACCUGGAUUGUGGAUGGCAAGGAACGGAGCGAGACUCUGAUGGUGGCUUCACAUGGAAUUCCAGCAUCAUACCAUCCGGUAUUCCAGCGUUGGCAGACUACGUGCAUAGCCUAGGAUUGGAGUUCGGCCUCUACUCCGAUGGCGGAUACUACGCAUGUGACUCUGUCGGAGGCACAGCUCACUACCUUGGGUCUCUCGGACACGAAGAGGAUGAUGCGGAAAGCUUUGCCAGUUGGGGUGCAGACUACCUCAAGUAUGAUAAUUGUUAUGCCGUGAGCGAGACAGACUUCGUCGAUUUCGACCCUCCCAUCGCAAUCGAGGAUCAUUUUGUCACUAUGAGGGAUGCCUUGGCCGCCACUGACAGGCCUAUCUUAUUUUCUGCCUGCGAGUGGGGCGUACAGGACCCGGCUAGAUGGCCAGGAAGCGAAGUUGCCAAUUCUUGGCGGAUAGCCAACGAUAUUGGACCUCCUGCUUCUUGGGACAGUAUAUUCAGGAUUCUAAACCAAGUAGUUCCUAUAACCCAAUUUGCUGAGCCCGGAGGGUGGAAUGAUCUCGACUUGCUCUAUGUGGGAAACGAUCUUUUGACAGUCGCAGAGCAACAGACUCAUUUUGCAUUUUGGUCGGCAGUGAAAAGCCCUCUGAUGAUAUCGACGGCCCUGACUAGUAUAUCGGACGAUGCGCUAGGAAUCCUGCUGAAUGAAAGGAUUAUCGCGCUCAAUCAAGACCCUCUUGGAAAGUCUAUCAGUUUCAGACGACGAUAUGCAAAUGACCAUGACGUUUGGUCGGGACCGCUCAGUGAUGGCUCGACGGUCGUUGUGGUCAUCAACUUCCAGACCAAUGCCACACGAUCCUUAACAUUCCAAUUAGCUGACGUAGGCUUCUCCUCGGCGAGAGCCAUUGACUUGAUCACCGGAAAUUCACUCGGGACUUUGACCACUUCACACACCACGACAGUCGCUAUGCAUGGAAGCCUCGUCCUCAAGCUUACGAAUGUCGUCCCAAUCACAGCACCUCGGUUCACUUACUACGAAGCCACGGCCUCAUCGAGCAUCCUUGAGGGAGGUGCAAACAUACGCCAAGUGAAUUCCUCUAUUUCCGUGGUUGGUUAUGUAGGAAACGGCGGGACUCUCACGAUCACCGGCGUUGACGGCGGUGCUGGAGGGACCAAACUUUUAUCAUUUGAUUAUAUCAACGGUGAUGUGACAUUCUAUAACAACGCAUGCUCCAACUGUCGCAAUGCAUACAUCAGCGUAAAUGGGGGCGACGCAGUUCAAGCUCAAAUGCCCAUAUCAGCACAAAGCUGGGAUAUUUUGUUAACCGGGUUCUUAAUAUCGGUCUCUGGGUUCAAAACAGGAACGGAUAACACUAUUGAAAUCUUCAACAACGACGGUUAUACUCCAGAUUUUUACAGAAUCGGUGUUGCCAUUUGAUUACACAU
Messenger RNA from Guyanagaster necrorhizus, 1926 nucleotides. Its product is annotated as glycoside hydrolase family 27 protein. Bases 224 to 1918 code for a protein of 564 amino acids. Gene Ontology annotation, molecular function: hydrolase activity, hydrolyzing O-glycosyl compounds. Lineage: Eukaryota; Fungi; Basidiomycota; Agaricomycetes; Agaricales; Physalacriaceae. The record is from RefSeq and is a predicted model, not a curated record. Gene Ontology annotation, biological process: carbohydrate metabolic process. The transcript has 14 exons.